GUAGCUACCAAUAUUGUUAUUAUCAGUAUCUCGAUCACUUCCAUACCCUAAAACUUCGAUGUUACUGUCGCAACACCUCAUACUACAAAUCAUAUGCAACCGGUACCGCCUAAUACUGCUCUGUUGCCUGCCAGAUGUAAAACAGGAUAGUGGGGAGACGAACUACGCAAAAGCUUACCAAAGAACCAGAACCAUUAUCUCACUGCCAAGAAGUGGACCCAAAGGAGUUAAUCUUCUUUAUACUGACCGGUGAAGAGGAUACUCAGUGUUAGGUCGAAUAUUACAAAUCGGUACAAAAUUCGACAUUUGAAGGUCGAGUUGUUAAUUCCUGAUGGCUUCAUUUUAUGGAGACUGUGGUUGUUACGUGCGUAUUAGAAGUCGCAAAAUUCAAAUAUGAUUCCAGAUUUAUCGAAGUUAAUGACGUUUCGUAGUUUAAAAACAAUGUGUCGUCUAAUAUCAAGAGAUUUGCAAAAGAACUAUUCAACUGGCAAACCAAUUAGCUUAGCGAAACUGGAGAAUCUGCUUUAUGCAGGAGCUGGAAAAGUAGAAUUUUCCAAUCUUAUUAAGUCUGGAGUUGUUACAGAUUCAUGUCCUAUCAAGACUGUUUUCGUGAACCAAUUGGCCGCUAACAACCCUAUUGAAGACCGAUGGAAUGUCGGUUUAACAGAACAGAUGAAUGAUCCUGCAUCAAGUUGUUUAUUCACAGUACUUGAUGGUCAUUCAGGUACAGCAUGUGUACAUGCACUUGUAUGGAGUCUGUUAGAUUAUAUGUGCGCUUCUCUAAUGUUGAAUGACAAUCUUAAAAUAGCAUUGGAACAAUUACACUCGUGCGGUUUACAACAUCCCUAUCACUUACUUCAUCGUUUAGAUUUUAUUUCACCGAAAAAUGAUAAACAACAUUUGAAUAAUAUCGCUGGACCUCCAUCAAAACUUCUAUCAGCUUAUAUGCGUGGUUGUCUUAGACGUUAUAUGGAAGAUUUAUAUAAUAAACCUAAUCGAACUAUGGAUCCAGCUGAAUGUUUUAUUGAUGCUUUCAAGCGAAUUGAUGAUGAUUUAUGCUCAAUAAAUUUUCCAAAUAUACUUUUCGAUGGUCAAACUACACUGUUACCCUUUUCAUCUGACGAAAGCCUGAACAACUCUCUGAAUACCUCGUUAGCCCGUGAUUUAAUGCGUGUUAAUUUAAGCGGAUCUGUUGGCAUAGCUGGUUAUCUACAAUGGCAUGAUAAGCAGAGUAAUCGUCCAACUGAAUUAUAUCUAGCUAAUGUUGCAUCAAAUGUUGAAAUCGAUAAAGGAAAAGGUGAUAAAGUGUUGCUCACUCCAAUCAAAUGUACUAAAUCACAUAAUGGAAGUUGUAAUCCCGAUGAGAUAAAUCGUAUAGCUAAAGAGCAUCCCGAAAAUCCAAUUUCAGAAUUAUUCAGAGAAAAUGGACGUUUACUGGGUGAAAUAGCACCGUGUAGAUCAUUUGGUGAUGUUCGAUAUAAAUGGCCAUUAGAACGUUUACUUAAAUUAACCAGAUUUUUUGAAAUGGUUUCAUUAACAUUUAGUCGUGAAUGGUUACCGUUGCCUCGUCCGUAUACUAGUCCACCGUAUUUAACUGCUCUACCAGAAGUGACACGAAUUGAGAUUACACCUGAAGAUCGUUAUCUUAUCCUGGCUUCAGAUGGUCUAUGGGAUAUGCUGACUGUAGAACAAAUCGCUGUCCAACUAACCGACAUACUUGAAUUAAAGAAGAAUCAACAAGAACUCUUUUGUCCAGCUACACAACUUCUUUGGUCUACACUAACCAAUGUACCUGUACAAAUGUCUAGAGCAAUUCUACCCGGUUUAGACGAUAAAGAUCCUUUAUUUGAACAUUUACUCAAAACACCGAAUGCAAUUAGCAAACGCGUACAUCGUAAGGCGAUUACACGUGCAUUGAAGUUAUUAUCUUUACCGCCUGGUUUAGCACGUUACAAUCGUGAUGAUAUAACUGUACUAGUCUUUGAAUUCUCUUGA
Molecule: messenger RNA, 1995 nt
Organism: Trichobilharzia szidati
Lineage: Eukaryota; Metazoa; Platyhelminthes; Trematoda; Strigeidida; Schistosomatidae
Source: the annotation of a GenBank genome assembly